GGUUUCGAACUUGCAAGUUGCAGGAUUCCACAAGCACGUAGGGCCGGGUUCGUACCAAACCGCGGAAGUUCAACCGGCGGGAGGAGAUAGACGACUGAUCACCGAUCGAUAGAUAAUGGGGGCGGACGGCGACGACGACGACGGCUGCCAGUGCCGGCCACUGGGGCUCCUGAUCGGCCUGCCGUUCGCCGCCCUCGCGCUCGUGCUCUCGCUCGUCGGCGCCGUCGUCUGGAUCCUAGGGUCGGCGCUGAGCUGCCUGUGCCCGUGCUGCGUGUGCUGCGCGGCGGCGGCGAACUUGGCGGUGAGCCUCAUCCAGAUGCCGGUCAAGGUCAUCCGCUGGUUCAUCAGGCAGAUCCCCUGCUAGCUACGUAGCUCACAGGCACACCGGCUAUAUAUAUGGGCUACGUUUCCAAUGUCACCGUAGCAGUUCUCUUGUCUUCAACCUCAUAUUUUGUGAACGAGAAACCGGCUAUGUCGUGCUUGUUUCCAUUUCCUUCUAGCACACAGGACAGGACAUGAGUGACAGUACAUGCCCA
This is a messenger RNA of Lolium perenne, 536 nucleotides long. RefSeq names its product signaling peptide TAXIMIN 2. The record is from RefSeq and is a predicted model, not a curated record. NCBI's taxonomy places the organism in Eukaryota, Viridiplantae, Streptophyta, Magnoliopsida, Poales, Poaceae.